AUUUAAUUUCAUAAUAAUUUUUUAUAUCUAAACUUUCGUAAUUCCCUACUUAGAGACAAGGAAAUGUUAGGAAUUUUCGUGAACUUCUCGUACGGGACGAGCUCUCUUCUCAACCAUUGGGUUGCGCUACUUUUAUCCGGUGCUCUAAUUUUCUUUAUCGAAUUUGUAAUUGAAGAUACAAGUUAUCUUUUUUUAUCUUUCAUCUCUGUUAUUAAGUCUUGAAGGUCAGCUUCGCAGUUUGGGUUUAGUGUUUUUUUGUAAUACUUGGACUUGGCAUAGAAGGUGUUUGACGAAAUGCCUCAGUGACUUGCUAUGAAACGAGUAGCCCAGAAUUUGUUUCUUUGCAUCUAGGGACCUCUUACUCUUGUUGGACUCAUGAGUUGCUUUGCUGGAAUUGUCAAAGGCUGAGAAAUCUUCUUACGUCCAUCACCUUAAAGCUUAAGUUGGGUUGGUGCUCUGGUUUUCACCAUGCACAUUUGUUGUUGGAAUUGCCAAGGGAUACGAAGUCCUCUCACUCUACCUAAUCUCAGGAAUAUCAUCCGAGAUAGCAAUCCAGGGGAUUUUAACUGCAUUACUUCUCCUCUUGAAAAAAUUGGAGGCAAUAAUCAUUCCCAACAAAGAAUCAGAGCCUUCACUCAAUUCAUUGACUCCUGGGGAUUGAUUGAUAUUGGUUUUUCUGGGUUUCCUACUACAUGGAAUAACAGGCGAGAUGGGUUAGCUAAUAUACAGGAAAGGUUUGGCAGAUUUCUGGUUUCUCCUACUUGGUCACUCAAAUAUCCUUCAGCUGCUGUAACUUAUCUUGAUGAUCAAGGCUCAGACCACCGUUCUAUUCUAAUGUCUAUGACUCCUCCUCCUAUGAAAUCCAGGAAACAAUUUCGUUUUGACAGUCGAUGGCAACAUAAUCCUAAGGUAGAACAAAUUAUAGAAAAUACUUGGCAAAGGGAGUCAAGGGGUUUGAAUCUUCCUAGAGUUUUUUCAAAAUUGAAAAACUGUCGAUAUGCUCUCUCUCAUUGAAGUAAGACCCAUCAUGUUAAUGCCAACCAUUGCAUUUCCAACCUCUAAACACAAUUGCAAUAAGUGAAAAUUUCAUCCCAUGGACAAAAUAUGACAAUGAUCAAACAAUUAGAACAUGAUCUUUUGUAUGCAAUCAGACGUGAGGAAGCCUUUUGGGCUCAAAAAUCCAUACAAUCUUGGCUUCAUUUGGGGGAUUGUAAUAGAUCUUUUUUUCAUGCUCAAGUUGUUCAACGACAAAGAAGGAAUACUAUCUUAAGAAUUCUUGAUUCUUCUAGAGUUUGGCGCACAGGACAACAAGAGGUUACUAAAGUAGCUAUGGAUUAUUUUCGCCAUAUUUAUACUACUAGUAACCCUCUUAGCACUGCUUCUCCUUUGGAUUCUUUUCAACCUAGGAUCACUCAUGAUAUGAAUGCCUCUCUUACAAGAGAAGUCACUCUAGAUGAAAUUUGAAAAGCAGUUUUUUCCAUUCAUCCAUCCAAAGCUCCAGGGAUAGAUGGUUUCACAGCCUUUUUCUUUCAAAACUAUUGGUCAGUGUUGCAAAAUGACCUAGAAGUUGCUAUUCAGGAAUUUUUUCAGUAUGGAAAGCUAUUGAGAGGCUUUAAUCACACAGUCAUUUCUUUAAUUCUUAAGGCUAGACAUGUGCUAUCUAUGAAGGAUCUACGUCCCAUUAGUCUUUGUACAGUUUUUUACAAGAUUAUUUCCAAGAUUUUGGUUCACAGACUUCAGCCUCUUAUGGAUAAUAUAAUUGGGGAAGAGCAAAGUGCAUUCAUUCAAGGUAAACACAUAUCAGAAAAUAUCCUUAUAUGUCAUGAACUCAUGCAUUCUCUUUCUAAGCAACAGGGUAAGGGCGCUGGUGGAAUGGCAGUCAAACUGGAUAUUAGUAAGGCCUAUGAAUGUGUGAAAUGGUCUUUUCUUCAGCAAAUGCUUAUUCGAUUUGGUUUUCAUCCUACCUGGAUCUCUUGGGUAAUGGAAUGUGUGACUACGGUUUCCUACACUUUUCAAGUGAAUGGUUUUUAUACCAAGUUUAUUCAUCCGUCUCAAGGUAUCAGACAAGGAGACCCUCUCUCUCCUUAUCUUUUCCUUUUUUGUGCUGAAGGAUUAUCUCACAUGAUUAGAGAAUCAAGUCUUUUGAGUCAAUCAAUUUCUCGACGAGGUCCUCGUAUUACUCAUCUACUAUUUGCUGAUGACUCCAUUCUUUUUUCCAAAGCAACUACUCAUGAAGCUGAAUUGAUUGACAAUAUUUUGAAGAAUUAUGCUGAACUUAGUGGCCAACUCAUUAAUUUUGACAAGUCUACCCUGAUUUUUAGCAGAAAUACUCAUGGUGCUGUUAAAUCCAAUAUAGCUGCCAUCCUUAAUAUCAAAAAUAUCUCUGGUCAUGAUUGUUUUUUAGGCUUACUGUCCACUUUUCCUUGAUCUAAAAAGGUUGCUUUUGCUUUAAUUAAAGAGAGGAUUCAACAAAAAACAGCUGGAUGGAAAGAAAAAUAUUUAUCACAAGGAGGAAAAGAAGUUCUUAUCAAAGUAGUGACCCAAGCAAUCUCGGUGUAUGCAAGAUAUUAAUCAUUUGAUAGCUAAUUUCUGGUGGGGCCAACAAGCUCAGGAACGGAAAAUGCACUGGAUUUCUUGGCAUUUGAUGUGUACUCCUAAAAGUAUGGGUGGUCUUCGUUUUAAAGAUUUACAAGACUUCAACUAAGCAUUAUUGACUAAACAGGGUUGGCGUCUCAUUUCUCAAGCCAACUCUUUGUUUGCUAGGGUCAUUAAAGGUAAAUACUACCCUUACAUUUCCUUUUUGAAUGCGAAUGUGAAUGCAGAUGCAUCUUUUGGUUGGAGAAGCAUAUUAUGGGGUAGGCAAGUGUUACAAAAGGGUAUUAGAUGGUGCAUUAGGGAUGGGAAAUCUGUUCUUUGUAAGCAAGAUGUUUGGAUUCCUAAAUCCUUCCUUAAUCCACCCCAACUCACGUCUUCCACCAAUCCAUCCAUCCAUUGGGUUGUUGACUUAAUGAAGCCCACUCAAUGUUCUUGGAAUAUUCAAGCUUUGAAGGAAAAUUUCCAACCACAGGAAGUUGCCAAUAUUCUGUCUAUACCAAUUUCUUUAUUCAGAGAGGAAGACAAGUUAAUCUGGCAUUACAGUAAGCAUGGUAAUUACAAUGUCAAGUCUGGGUAUUAUGUUGCUCAAAAUCUUCAUACUGAUUUACCUAGACAUUUGAGAGUGGGUCCAGGUCCAACCUCUAUUACUAUGAUUGACAACUUUUGGAAAGAUUUAUGAAAUAUUCAAUUGCCUACUAAAAUUUCUAUUUUCUUAUGGAAGCUUUUUCAUGAAAGACUCCUUUGUGGAGAAUUAUUACAUCGCAGAAUUUCAAAUAUUCCAGCAGAAUGUAAAACUUGUGGAACUGUGGAAUUUUUGCAACAUAUCUUUUUCCAAUGUCCUAAAGCUCUGGAAGUAUGGAUCCAUUCACCUUUGCGAGUACGAUCUCUCUUGCUACAUAGUAAUCAUUUAGCUGAUUAUUGGCUUGAGCUUUUUGAUGUUAUUCGACAACAUGUUGAUGCUAAAGCUUUAUUACAACUUCUUGCUUACAUUUUUGGUACAUUUGGAAAUGUCGUAAUGCCUUGGUAUUUGACAAUGUGAUUUGGCCCUUCCAAGAUGUUCUUAUGAAGCUUCCACCUCUUUGGAAGAAUUUUGAAUGUCCAUAUAGUCAUCAUCUCCCCCACAGCACCCUCUAGUCCACCGUCCAUCCACUUGGACUUCACCUUCUUUUCCUAAAAUCAAAAUCAACUUUGAUGCUGCAGUUAAUAAGCAUCGUGGCUUUGGAGCUAUCGCAGGUAUUGCCCGCAACAAUUUGGGUCAUCCUAUUGCUUGGUUUUGCAAAAGGAUAAUCGGCAUUAUUGACCCAAUGGUUUUAGAGUCACUUGCUUGUCGUGAAGCUGCUCUUUUGGCUAAAAACAAAUCCUUUCAUCUUGUUUGCUUGGAAGGUGAUACUCAGUUAGUAAUCCAAGCUACUAAGGGAGACAUUAUUCAGAGUGAUCUUCAUGGUAUCUUUAAUGAUAUUACCCAUUUAUUUUCUGUACUCUCUAAUAUUAAUUUUAAUUGUGUUCCUAGAGCUUAUAAUAGUGUUGCUCAUAAUCUUGCUAAGAAAAUGCUUCAGGAUGAUUCUUUCGCCUGUAAUCCUUUAGAGCAAACUAAUUUUGCUCUUUUCUCUUUAAAUUAAUAGAUAUCUCAUUUCUAGUUAGCAAAAAAAAAAAAAAUCCCUCUUCAUUAUUUCUCUCUUAUAUUUCUUUAUUUCUCUCUCCAUAUUUCUUUUCCUCUAUGCUCACACUGU
Molecule: messenger RNA, 4325 nt
Organism: Hevea brasiliensis (rubber tree)
Lineage: Eukaryota; Viridiplantae; Streptophyta; Magnoliopsida; Malpighiales; Euphorbiaceae
Exons: 2
Coding region: 469-1014 (181 amino acids)
Source: RefSeq, a predicted model, not a curated record